Molecule: messenger RNA, 558 nt
Organism: Rhizophagus irregularis DAOM 181602=DAOM 197198
Lineage: Eukaryota; Fungi; Glomeromycota; Glomeromycetes; Glomerales; Glomeraceae
Source: RefSeq, a predicted model, not a curated record
AUGUCUCACCGAAUUCCUCUUCGAGCUUUUUUUAAAAUAACAAGAAGCCCACAAUCAUUUGAAGAAGCUCGAAAGAUUUAUUCAUUUUUUGCAUCAAAAGGAGAAAUACUAGAAUUCAAAUUCGCCAGAGAUUCUGAUAUAAAAAAAGUUAAAGAUUUCGGUUGGAUAAGCUAUAAAGAUAGUAAAAUUACGGAACAAUUAUUUGAAAGUUGGAUUAAAAUUGAGCCAUACGAUAUAGAAGCAAUCAUACAUCGAUCGGAACAAAAAGCUAAAGACCAAUUACCAAUUAACAAACAACAAAGAAUUUUACCUCCUAUGUUUGGAGGAUUUUAUCUCAAGGAUGAUAAAUUAUCAUCAUCUUCCAUACUCGAUCAAACUAAUAAGAAUUCUUUAAAAAAUGUUCAGAUAGGAGAUACUAUUAUAUUAGAAGAAUCUAUCGAAGAUAUUCUCGAAACUUCUGAAACUUCAGGAAAUCAAAAAGAAUCAACCAAUUAUACUGAGAAUACUAUUAUUGAAAGUACAACAACUAGCACAGAAGUAAGAGUAGAGUCCCAAUAG